Messenger RNA from Tachysurus vachellii, 1249 nucleotides. RefSeq names its product ubiquitin carboxyl-terminal esterase L1 (ubiquitin thiolesterase) (gene uchl1). Gene Ontology annotation, cellular component: cytoplasm. Gene Ontology annotation, molecular function: cysteine-type deubiquitinase activity. NCBI's taxonomy places the organism in Eukaryota, Metazoa, Chordata, Actinopteri, Siluriformes, Bagridae. The record is from RefSeq and is a predicted model, not a curated record. Bases 113 to 769 code for a protein of 218 amino acids. Gene Ontology annotation, biological process: ubiquitin-dependent protein catabolic process; protein deubiquitination. The transcript is spliced from 9 exons.
GUCGUAUAUAAGCCUCGUGCAGCGUUUAUGUUUUUUUAAAUUUCUGACCGUUACGCUUUUUAAAUUAGCUUAUUAGCUCGUCCACAGUGACACUCAAAAACCAACCGUUACAAUGGCGUGGAAACCGAUGGAAAUAAACCCUGAGAUGCUGAAUAUGGUGCUGAGUAAGCUGGGUGUGAAAACAGACUGGCACUUUGUGGAUGUGUUCAGCUUGGAGGAUGAUGCCAUUGCUGGGGUGCCCACGCCCUGCUGCGCCCUGAUGCUCCUCUUCCCUUUGACACAACAGCACGAGGAGUUUCGCUCCAAGCAGUCAGUUGACCCAUGUGAGGACAUCUAUUUUAUGAGUCAGACGGUGGAAAACUCUUGUGGGACGGUGGGAUUGGUGCAUGCCGUCGCCAACAAUCAGGAUAAACUCAGCUUUGAAGGGGAUUCUAUCUUGAAGAAAUUUCUAGAAGAAACAGCUGGACUGUCCCCCGACGAACGUGCUGAGAAGCUGGCGCAAAAUGAGGCAAUCCAAACAGCUCAUGAUGAAGUUGCUGCAGUGGGACGUUGUCAUCAAGAACCUGACAAUGUGAACUUCCACUUCAUCACGUUCGUCAAUGUAAAUGACCAGGUUUAUGAACUUGAUGGUAGAAUAAAGGGGCUGGUGAACCAUGGUGCAACAAGUCCGACCAGCUUUGUCGUGGAUGCUGCAAAGGCAUGUCAUGGAUUUAUAGAGCGAGAGAAAGGGGAGAUGCGAUUCUCUGCUGUGGCACUCUGUAAGGCCUGAAGAUGAGCUGUACCCUCCUAUUUACUGACCAAAAUCAUCCCCCUCCCUUUCAGGCGAGAGCACAUCAAUCCUCUGCAGUUCACACACUGGCUGCUUAUGAAUUUCGCACACAACUCAAUCGUUCCUCUAUAUCUGACUUUCUUCAUAACUGCCAGGCUUCUGUUCUGUUCAUUAUUUGUUGUAUUUGCACAAGUUGCCUAAUUGACACAUGUUCUUGUGAUCAGAUCUGUCUAAAUAGACUAAGGUUUUCAGCUAGUGAUCUUAAUGCUGAUCGGCUUAGGUUUUGGACGUGUAAAUUUCACCAGGAAAUCCUCAAUCUGGUGUAGAGCCCUGCUCAUCUUGGUGUAGGAAGAAUAGGUGGCAUAGGGAUUUGUGACGCUGUUCAGCACAAAUAUUUCCAGUUGUUGCUAAUAGAGGGACUUUCUAUUGCUGUGGUUACUGCUAAUGUAGUUAAAAAAAUAAAUAAAUGUGAAGAAACAA